UUGAUCAAUAAAUAUAUGUAGCGGGUAGGGGAUUGAGACUGGAAGUGUACCUUUAAGGCCUAAUCACUGGCGCUGAUCAUUUGGAUCAGGUGGCGUAAGUGACGCGUCCCUUUAAAUGUGUUGCAAGACAUGAACAGAAAAACAUUAAUGCGGUGUGAGUUGACGAGUGAGCCUCUUGGUGUAUCGUCUGUGCAAACAGGAGAAUGUGAGUUUUCUUGGAAGGUUAUGUCGAUUUAAUAUUGAACUUAAUGAGAACCGCUUAACACGGCUCGUUUGUUUGUUUGCUUGUAGUUCGGCUUGGUGUCUGCGUGUAUGGUAACCAGUAAAUGGUGCCAGUAGUCACGAGUCUACAGACUAUUGCAAAAUAGUGAGUAGUGAUUCUACAUGGGGUUUGAAGUAACGAGUAACAUCGAGGAGAGUGUCCAUUAAUCAUUCAUGCCGUUUAACUUUAUUGUUAAAGAGUAUAUAGUUCUUACUGAUUUGGGCUGGUGUCAAAAGAAAUGAGGAUUGCCUUCGUCGGCCACUAGCUACUGUUUUUCCUGGGUUUAAUAAUAGUGUUUCAUUUUGUAUUUUUUUCAUAUGUGUGUCUGUUUGGCAAUUGUCAUUAUUCAACCUUUGGCCAUGGGCAUUGUGCAAUAUUUCCUCUAGGGACCGUGUCCAUCUUGCAAUGUUUACUGGUGUGAAGUGUGAAAUGCUGUGUUAAUGUACGUAUGGCCAAUUUUGUUUGAAGUGUUUCUUGCAGUGUUGGAGUGUAUGUGAACCGUACCUAUAUAUCUGACUUUAUUCACUGUAGUUUAGGCAUUGUAGAUUUUUAUAUCUUGUAACUCAUCUAUUAUGAGAUCUUUUAUUCACUGUGAUUAAUCUAUUGUAGAAUUGUUCACUGUUACCUAUGGGAAACAUCUGUCUGCUCUGAUUGCCAAUCAUUGUAUUGUCUAGUGUUUAAUAAAAUUGAGUACAUCAGUCCCAUUUUUAUCCCUUCAUUGGAGAUAACCUGUUCAAAUAGCUUGCAGGGGAGUGCUGUUUGGGGUUUUCUACUCUAGAUAUACAAAUUUUGAGACUGAGCACGCCCCUAGGGGUCACAUUUGGCGUAGUCGGCAGGGUCAAAGUGGGACUGGUGUAAGACCUGUGAAUUUUGUUUUUGUGUAUGUUGUUUAUUUUUAUUUAUUUAUUUAUUUUUUUUGGUGGCGAUUAACUAAAGUUGUUGAUUUACAGGAAAAACAGUAGCUGAGGAAAGGUCCGGGAUGGUGAUGUUGUAAGCAAUAAGUGGUUUGUUUCAAAUUUUACUGUCUUUUUGUUUUUUCAUUUUACCCAAAUAUCAUAGGUCAUGGAAGACCAGGUUAGACUCUUAACGGAGCAGAUUCAACGACUUCAAGCAGAUAAUGAAAGACUUCGGCAGGGAAAUGUAGUGCCCCCAGUAGAUCCAGAUCAGGGAGAACCGAGUCGGUCAGUGCCAGGUUCAUCUGGUAUGAGGUAUGUCUAUGUGCCAAGGGAACGUAAAUAUCCCAAAUUUUCUGGUAGUCCAGGUCCAGAAUGUCCUCCUGUGGAGGAAUGGGUUGAAGAGGUUCGUAAAUGCUUACAGGCUAGACAUAUGUCCCCCAGUGAACAGGCAUAUUUUGUAUAUGAUCUUCUUGAGGGGGAGGCUAAACUAGAGAUUAAACUUCGUUCAGCUACUGACAGGGCUGACCCUGAGAGAAUUUUUUCAAUAUUAUUAGAGACUUUUGGUUGUGUACACUCCUAUAUUGAGGCCCAACAAAAGUUUUUCCAAUGUCGCCAGCGUGAGGGAGAAACGUUGCGUGAAUUUUCCCAUUCAUUAAUGGUCCUAAUGGAAAUUUGUCAGCGUAAAAAUUCAAAUGCUAUUUCUAAUCCUGACUCUGUUCUCCGUGAUCAGUUUGUGGAAAAUGUUCGAGACAAAAUGUUGCGCAGGGAAUUAAAACAGUUUAUUCGCCUCAAUCCGGGCUCGCGUUUUUUGGAUGUGCGUAGAGAGUCAUUCCGUUGGGUUGACGAUGGGGAGGGGGCCCGCCCAGUGCGUGCUAGGGCUUUCUCUUGUGAUGCUAGUCCCGGGGCAGUAGGGGAAUGGGGAGCAGAGACCCAGGCUGUAGCUGCCACACCAAAAAACGAAUUGGUUGAACUUAAAGAUUGUUUGCGUAGGCAGCAAACUCAAUUGGACACCAUUCUAAAACAUUUGUCCUCUGGACCGGUGAAUUCCAAUCCCAAUAGCAGGCCAAAUAAUCCACCCCGGCGUUACAGAUUUGAAGCUGAUGGUCGGCCUAUUUGCUUAAAGUGUGAUCAGGCUGGUCAUAUGGCAAGGGACUGUUUGACAGUCCGUUGGCAGGGACGGCAGGUACGGAGUGACUCCGGACAGAGGGCAGUUAAUGUAGUUGAUGUUCAAUCCGCUGGGUUGCAGGGAAACUAGCACCCUCUAGUGUAUGGAGCCAAGCACUAGAUGGGUCCUCAACAGGCUCAGGUUCUUUCCUCCCCAUACCAUCUUCUCAUUCCGUACUUAUAGGGCAGUGCCCGGUGGCCGACAUUAAGAUAGGAGGAGUGCCUAUCGCGUGUCUUGUUGACACUGGGUCUAUGGUAUCUACCAUCACAGAGUCUUUUUUUAAAGCGCAUUUCCAAGUUCAGGGGCAUGACCAGCUACGCUCCUGUGGAUGGCUGCAGUUAAGAGCAGCUAAUGGGUUGGAUAUCCCUUACCGAGGCUAUUUAGAACUGGACAUAGAAGUCCUGGGUCGGGUGCUUCCCUCCAUGGGCAUAUUGGUCGUUCAUGACCCACCGGAUUCUGGGUCAAGAAACAAAAAAAACGUUGUUCCAGGGCUUAUCGGAAUGAAUGUGCUUCGUUGCUGUCUGCGAGAAAUGUUCUGUCAAGGGAGCAGGGGUUUGUUUGCUUCUCCUUCUUCAGAUGUUCCUGCGAUUUGGAAACAUGCUCUGUUGGCGUGUCAACGCUUUGAAGAUCUGUCAAAUUCUGGUUUCUUGGGUCAGGUCUCCACCCCUCCAGGCUCUUCCAUUCUUGUGCCUGCUGGAUCUAUGAAGCUAAUUCCAGCUUUAUGCAGGCAGGGGCUGUGCCCCUUGAUUCCCUCUGUAUUUAUAGAACCAGGACAAGUAGGGGGGCAGUUGCCACCAGAUUUGCUCAUUCCUAGUUCUUUACUCCCCAUGGGUGAUGGCACAGUUGAUGUGCCGGUAGUCAAUGUGGGAAAUGAGGAUCGGUGGAUAAGACCACGUACCAUCUUGGGUCAAUUGCAUAUGAUAGAGUUAUGUUCGGUUAAGUCCAUUAGUUUUCAGGAAGAAGAUGGUAGUCAGGGCCCUGUUACUGUUAUUCAGUCUAUGGAGGUCAGCGCCUCCUAUCUUCCUGGUCUCACCGACACUAUCUGGCCUAACCUGACAGACGUAGAGCAGCAAGAGGCUAAGUCCUUACUUCAAAAGCAUAGUGCAGCUUUUAGUUGUGGGGAAGGGGAGUUGGGUUGUACAGACCUUAUUGAACAUGAGAUUCCAUUAGUGGAUGAGACGCCGGUGCGGCAACGCUACCGUAGACUGCCACCAUCGCAGUAUGAUGUUGUGAAGACACACAUUCAAGAGUUGUUGGAACAGGGAGUGGUGAAACCCAGCUGUAGCCCCUAUUCUUCACCCAUUGUUGUAGUUCAAAAGAAGGAUGGGUCUAUCCGUUUAUGCGUUGAUUAUAGGCAAUUGAAUGCGAAAACUAGAAAAGAUGCCUUUCCAUUGCCUCGGAUUGAGGAAUCCUUGGAUGCCCUUUCAGGUGCUUGUUUUUUUUCCACUCUCGAUCUGGCAAGUGGUUAUAAUCAGGUAUCUGUGGCAGAAAAGGACAGGGCAAAAACAGCAUUUUGCACUCCAUUUGGUCUCUUUGAGUUCCAGAGGAUGCCAUUUGGUUUGUGCAAUGCACCGGGAACGUUCCAGAGGCUAAUGGAAAGGAUCUUUGGAGAUCAGCGUUUCCAUACCCUUCUUUUGUAUCUUGAUGAUGUGGUGGUAUUUUCAUCCACGUUCCAGCAACAUCUGGAACGACUGGAACUCGUGUUGGGUAGGUUGACCUCCCAUGGCCUCAAGCUCAAUUUGGGGAAGUGCCAUUUCUUUCAGUCUGAGGUGAAGUUCUUGGGACACAUUAUUUCAGCUUCAGGAGUUGCAACCGACCCAGACAAAAUCAGUGCGGUUAGGGACUGGAAAGUGCCAGCUACCAUCACAGAAUUGCGCUCUUUUCUUGGGUUUGCAUCAUAUUAUAGGCGCUUUGUAGAGGGGUUUGCGAGAUAUGCAGCCCCUCUGCAUAAGUUGGUAGCAAAAUUACAGCCAGCUCCAAGGAAGAAACGAGCAGGGUUUAAUGCCUCUUUGCGGGACCACUGGGACUGGGGCUGUGAAAAGUCUUUUGAGGUACUAAAAGAAAAGCUGAUAAGUGCACCUGUUUUGGGCUAUGCAGACUUCAGUAAGCCUUUUGUUCUUGAGGUAGAUGCGAGUGGGCUCGGCCUGGGUGCCGUUUUGUCCCAAGAGCAGGGGGAGGGACAGCGGCGGCCAGUAGCUUAUGCUAGUAGGGGGUUGCGACC
Carassius auratus (goldfish) is the source of this 4544-nucleotide messenger RNA. RefSeq lists its product as uncharacterized. The coding region runs from base 1325 to 2413 and encodes 362 amino acids. Gene Ontology annotation, molecular function: nucleic acid binding; zinc ion binding. The record is from RefSeq and is a predicted model, not a curated record. The transcript is spliced from 2 exons. Lineage: Eukaryota; Metazoa; Chordata; Actinopteri; Cypriniformes; Cyprinidae.